Molecule: messenger RNA, 920 nt
Organism: Sinocyclocheilus grahami
Lineage: Eukaryota; Metazoa; Chordata; Actinopteri; Cypriniformes; Cyprinidae
Product: docking protein 1-like
Exons: 1
Coding region: 6-896 (296 amino acids)
Biological process (GO): cell surface receptor protein tyrosine kinase signaling pathway; positive regulation of MAPK cascade; Ras protein signal transduction
Cellular component (GO): cytoplasm
Source: RefSeq, a predicted model, not a curated record
UCUAGAUGCUGUUUUCUAUAGAAGCAGGCAGGCGCUGUGAAUCGGGCCCUGGAACCUUUAACUUUGAGACCAGACAGAGUGACGAGAUCAUUCGCCUUACUGAGUCGGCUAUUCGCCUACAGAAGAGCCUUGCCGUUACUGGAGACAGGCACUCGCCACGUUCUCGUUCUCCUCGCUCACCCCUUCCAAGACGCCCUGAUAGUUUUACUUUGCUUGAUACGGAGGGCAGCAACAGCCCUCAGCCUUCAGACACAAAACUGCCCUUGAACCCUAAUCCAGCAGAUGUCCUUGGCCCAAACAUAUAUGCUGUACAUACAAAACCUUCAAGUCCUAUUGGCUUAACCGAACCGAAAGAUUCCAUUUGCUCCUUAAAAAGCACACACUCGGAUCCUGGUGGCGGUAUUAGCUUGAUUGAGCCUGUGUAUUCAAAUCCUGCGAUUUUAAUAGGCAGACAUGAACCUGUGUGUGCAGAUAUAAAGACAGAUCCUCUCCAAUCUCAUCAUUGGGAUGAAUCAGAACCAGUGUAUUCUGAUCCUGCAGAUGUCAUCCGCCCGAAACUUAACAUUUGUGUCCAUGCCAACCUUACUGACGCGAUGGACUGCCGGCCUGUCAAGACAACACCAAACAAUGACAAGCAGCAAGAAUCGGUGUACUCUGAGGUGUACGACCAUGUCAAACUAAACACAAGUAAAGGACUUGACCAGACUGAAGAGCCCAUUUAUAGUGAACUUGAGUUUGUACAGUCAACUAAAAACGACAGCUCUCAACAAAACAAAAUGCCUGAUGAAAACCAAUCCAUCUACAACAAAGUUUACAAACCACCCAAAACCCCUCACCAAGAAAAGAAGCUAAGCCAAACACCAGAGGUAGUCUCUGAGGACCUUGGAAUGAUUUAAUUAAAUCUGUAAUAUAAAGUCUUU